AUGGCAGACGGAAACAACCCCCGCCUGGGCCACAAAGAGAAUACUGCUGGAGAUGCCAAGUGGCUGUCUGUCACGCCCGACAUGACGCUUUCUGCUGCGGCAGACUUGUACUUUCAGUUCUGCCACAAUCAACCAUACUCCCUCUUUCAUGAGGAAAGCUUUCGCCGUCGCUUGGUAGCCCAGACGCUCCCCGACUACCUUAGCCUCGCCUUGUUGGCCACAGCGAGUCGAUUUUCUCACUCCAGUAGACCGUUGCUACUCUGUGCAGACCAGGCGUGGGAGCUUGCCAUGAAGCGCUCGACAGCCAACAUUGACGCCGCAGAGAGUCUCACGAUUGCCCAAACGAUUCACCUUCUUUGUGUCAUUGACUAUUCCGGUAUGCGAUCCUCCUUUAGUAGCCGUAUUAUCAGUAGAACUGAUCUCUCCGAGAUGGCCGAUGUCGCGCUGCAUGGAUUAAGCUUGGCGCAGUGCUACCGAUUCAACACCGAGCCCGAUCACCGUCUUCGCCCUGAAGUUCAGGAAGAAUACCGACGCACAUUCUGGUCUAUCUACCUGCUUGACAGGCUGAUGUCCUGCGGGCGAGAAAGACCACCUGCGCUUCAAGACAAGGAUUGCCUAUUACGUCUUCCGUCCAGCGAACAGGCUUUCCGAGACGGCAGUGAGAAUCGGGGACCAGUACUUGAACAACUCACGGGAGACGCGCCAGCGGUUACUGAGCUUCCUGAACACAGCCAUUUCUCUGUGAUCAUCUUGAUGGCAGCGACGCUGAUACGUGUAGUGAAUUACGUACUGCGAGAGGAUUCGCGACUUCACGAUGAUGUUCCCUGGUCUGCUGCUUCACAGUACUCAGCGCUCGAGUCAACCCUGUGGCGGCUGGAACUCAACUACGGAUUACUAGAUCCAUUGAAUGCUGUAUGGGAGCAAACACUGACUUCAGGUGGCGUGGUAGACCCACGAGCCGCUGGGCCUCUGAUAUAUGGCCGUGCUUUGUUCCAUCUUGCGGGGUGUCUGCUGCACCAUCCUUUCCUCCUCCAGCACCGAUUAGCAGAGUCAGCCAGCAGAACACCUCCAGGAUUCCUGAGUAAAGCUUGGACGUCAGCUAGAAGCCACGCCACUGCAAUCACCAUGUUGCAAGAGACGGAAAAUCUUGGUUGCGUCACAGUUUCUUGCUUCAGAGGGUAUUGCGCCAUGGUCGCCGGUUCAAUUCACCUUCUUUUUGCGUCGGACAGUAACGAUGAGAUACGCGAGGCGUCGGUCCGACGAUACGAGGAGUGUCGAGGCUUACUGCUGAAGCUGUGCCGUUAUUGGGAGAGUUCGAGGUUAAUGUUUAUGAAGCUUGAGCGUCUGUAUGAGAAUAGAAGCCGUUAUCGCCAAUUCUUUGAGUACACACUAGCUAUGGGAGAGAAGCCCAGACUCGCAGCGUUCUGGGAUAGUAUGGACAACUGGGUCCCAUCAAGCCGAUCUCCGAGCCCCGAACAUGGCCCUCCUGAGCCAGUACAGCCUAUUCAUUUCCCCACGUCUAUGGACUUUUUCGAUCUCGCGCCGGCAGAUCCUUGGGGAAACGGAAACUCAAUAUUCGAAAUGGACUUGGCGGGCGGUAAUAGUUUCAUGUGA
This is a messenger RNA of Fusarium musae, 1614 nucleotides long. RefSeq lists its product as uncharacterized. Gene Ontology annotation, molecular function: DNA binding; zinc ion binding. Lineage: Eukaryota; Fungi; Ascomycota; Sordariomycetes; Hypocreales; Nectriaceae. Gene Ontology annotation, biological process: DNA-templated transcription. Bases 1 to 1614 code for a protein of 537 amino acids. Gene Ontology annotation, cellular component: nucleus. The record is from RefSeq and is a predicted model, not a curated record. The transcript has 3 exons.